UAACGUUAUAUAAACAUCCGUACAAAAUGAAGGAUCCCAAAGUGUCUUACAUCUUUGCGCUUGAACCUGGCGUGCCAGGGACUUCGGGAGAAGGUUUUUUGACGUGUUUGCCUGCCGAACAUUUUCUUUUGAAGAAGAAAUCUAAACAACUAGGCCUACAGUUUGAGUUAGCGGUGAUCACCAGCGAGGAUGGAGAACCUCAAACUGGUCAUGUUAGGUGAUGGCGCUGUAGGUAAGAGUGCCCUCCUGAUCACCUACACCACCAACUCAUUUCCAAGCAACUACAUCCCAACUGUUUUUGACAACUACAGUGCCAGCGUCAACGUCGGAGGCAAACCAUACAACCUUGGGCUGUUUGACACUGCGGGACAGGAAGAUUACGAUCGUCUACGUCCCCUCUGCUAUCCAGGAACAGACAUCUUUGUUUUGUCCUUUUCUGUUGCAUCAAGAGAUUCUUUUCUUAACAUUGAGUCAAAAUGGCUGCCAGAAAUCAAACAUCACAUGCCAGGUGUUCCAAUCCUUCUUGUUGCAACAAAAACAGAUCUUCGGCAAGGCUCUACCCAUACAUGUAUCUACUUUGACGAAGGAUUCAAAUUGGCCCAGAAACACAACAUGGAAUACACAGAGACCAGCGCACUCCAGGGAAAUAAUGUCAAGCCUUGCUUUGAGAAAGCUGUUUACAUGGCUGUAUCAGGCAUGGGGUCAUCAGGUCGCAAAUCAAAGAGGGGUCUCCUUGGUUUUGGCAAGGGUCAUAAGAGGGCUCCCCUACCACCAGAGAUGCCCCCUGCAGGAAAAGCUCCAUGGAUUGAGAUCCAGACCUCCACGAUGGGUUCUGAUUUGGGCAAAGGGUUGGAGCAGCCGUCAGAUGCUGAUGUCAUCUUUGUGGUAGAGGGAAAAGAAAUCUUUGCGCAUAAGUUGAUCCUCAGUAGUGCCUGUAACUUCUUCUGCAGAGUGUUUGGCCUCAAAACACCAGACCAGGGUACAUCCAGCAGCUCCAAUGUCUGGAAUUUCACCUGGGAGGACAUCAAUGAGGGCAAGAUUACCGGUCUAGCCGGUAUCCAUGAUACGGUACCCGGAGCCAAUCUUGAUCCCGAUGCAAAGAAAAUGACGAAGGUUACAAUCAGUGCAAACAUCUCUUACAGAAUCUUCCGAAACGUCUUGGCAUUCUUGUAUACAGGUCUUCCAAAUAUCUCAGAAGAUGCCGGUGAAGAGGAUCUUUUUGCAUUAUUCAAAGCGUCUGAGGUCUUCCAUCUCCCUCAUCUUCAAGACAUCGUUAAGAAUCUACAGAAUGAGGAGGAAUUCUUGAACCCCAGCAUCGGCACAUACCUCAACGAUGAGACGGGCAAGAGAGCAAAGUGGCUGUUCCUAAAUCGAGAAACCUUAUCAGACGUCCGUUUCAAAGUAGAAGAUACCAUUGUCCACGCCCACAAGGUCUUGCUGAAGUCAAGGUGUGAAUUCAUGGCUGGCAUGUUCAGUGGAGUUUUUGCUGAAAGCUCCCAGACGGAGAUCAAAAUAGAAGAGACAAGCCUUGAGUGUUUCUUAGCCCUCUUGGAGUACAUCUACACUGACCACUCGCCCAUAGAAGACGGUGAUGCUGUAGGUAUUCUGGUUGUGGCUGACCGCUACGGUCUAGAACGACUUAAGAACCUCUGUGAGUUGUACAUAACCAAGGGUGUUGAUGUUGCCGUGGCUAACUGCAUAGCGGAGGCACACGUUGAUGUUAUCGGACUACUACACACUGCACAGUUGUACAACUCAAAACAGCUCGCAGCCUGGUGCCUCCACUUCGUCGCGAGUAACUUCAUCGCCUUCCAGAAGAAGUCAGAGUUCAAGGCACUGGAAGGAGAGAAUCUGGAAUAUGUAAACGAGCAACGCUGGCCCCCGGUCAGCUACCUACAAGCUCUGGAGGAGCACAAAGUGAAAUACGGCAAGAAGGAAGACAAGUCGUGUAAAGUUCAGUAAAACACAACAGAGGGAAGAUUGGUCAAAAUAAAAAUGAUAAGUUUAGGAACAUCAGGCAUGUGGGGUGUUAGAAUUCAGUUUUUAAGGGCGCUGGACACAUUUGGUAGCUGUCAAAGACCAGUAUUCUCACUUGGUGUAUAAAACAACAAAUUGGUCUUGGCUCAAAGGGUUUUCAAAGUUGCAAGAAAAUAAUGAAAGAAAAAACGCCCUUCUUGCACAAUUUGUAAGUGCUUUUAAAUGCCUAAAAAUGGUCCAAAAAGUCCAUUCAUCAUCACAUGCCAUGUGUUAAUUCUGCUAACUACCAAGCACUUACGUGAGUAUUCACGCAAGUGGAAACACGCAUGACAAGUAAUAGUUCCCCGGGAGCUAUUCUACUUGUCAUGCGCACUACCAUUGCGCGACGUCAUCCCCGGGCGCUAUUGAUCGUGGCACCGUUUUGUAUACAUGCACGAACAGCACUCUCUAAGCAACAUCCAACACAUGAACAAACUUAUCAUGUGCAUUUUGUUUCACAGUAAUCAUUUUCUCUUGCUCAAAACUCAUGU
Molecule: messenger RNA, 2507 nt
Organism: Asterias rubens (European starfish)
Lineage: Eukaryota; Metazoa; Echinodermata; Asteroidea; Forcipulatida; Asteriidae
Product: rho-related protein racA-like
Exons: 11
Coding region: 190-1962 (590 amino acids)
Biological process (GO): small GTPase-mediated signal transduction
Molecular function (GO): GTPase activity; protein binding; GTP binding
Source: RefSeq, a predicted model, not a curated record